UCUCUCUCCUUGUUUCAGAAAGUCUGCACCAAGUGUGGGAUAGAAACUGUUGGAGCCCAGAAACGCCCUCUGUGGUUGUGCAAGAUCUGCAGUGAGCAGAGAGAGGUCUGGAAGAGGUCUGGAGCGUGGUUCUACAAAGGGCUGCCCAAGUACAUCGUGCCUUUGAAGAGCAGCAGCAGCAGCAAACCCCUGGAGCUGCAGCCCCAGCCCUGGCAGGGCGAGGCGGCCGUGCUGGAGCCGGAGAGCGUCGGGAGCAGCCGCUCCUUCACCUGGGCCAGGGGAAGAGUGGUUUCCAGCGACAGCGACUCAGAGCUCAGCUCCUCCAGCCUGGAUGACAAACCCAUCCCUGUGGGGUCAAAAGGCUCUCAAGAGAGAAAGCUCCAAGCAGGAAUGGCGCCCACGAGGGGACCCAGCCAGGCUAUGAGCAGAGCCCUGGGGGUCCCCCAGUCCCCCCCAGUGUUGGGGAGCCCCAGCAGCCUGGGCAGUGAGCAGGGGGCCGAGCUCAGCCCCACGGAGAGUGGCCACAGUGACCAAGGCUGGGACAGGCGCGACAGUGACGCCGGCACCGGCACCAGCACCCCUGGCAAACGACGAGUCCACACCAGAACACGGCUCUGAUGGAGGGGAAGAGGAAGCUGCUUUUCCCUGGAUCCAGCACUCCCAUUCCUUAGAUUUCACUCCAGACAGGAGCUGCUGCCGGUGGUGACUUUGUGAUGCCGGCUCUUCCACGGGCACUGGCAACACGGUGACACCUGGGACAGCAGCUGCCUGUCCUCUGUGAACCCCAGCACAGCCUGGGGCUGGGGCUGGCACGUGGCUCCCACGGGGAAGGUGCUCCUGGUGUUUCCUUCUUCUGGCUGGAGUGAGCUUGCUGGGGCAUCAGGAGCCAGCUGGUGAAGUUGUUCUCCCCUUCUUUCUCUCUGCUCAGGCCAAAGAAACGCUCCAAGGAGUUUGCUGUGAUUUUUUCACUCCUUUUGGCUGUGCACGGGCUCCUGUGAGGGGUCAGGGGAGAUCUGUGUUUGCUGCAGCUCCUUGGGGGAGCACACCCCCAGCCCAGCUGGCUGCCUGUGGGUACCCAAAUUGGAUAAAAGCUUUUAAAUUACUUUAUCUUGUAAGGCUCUGCAGAUUGCCCUCCCACGUGCACACCUUACAUGAGUAAGGGCCUUUCUUUUGCCUUUUUCCUGGAAGUCUUGAGCAUCUGGUUGACUGUGGUGGUGUCAUCAUGAGUCAGGCUGUUGAAAACUCUGUGCUCUGGUCCUGCUUAUCCUCCAGGACGGAGCAUUUCCCUCCUAACGCCUGACAGAUGAGAAAAAUCAAAUUACCUCACAUCUCUAGAGCAAUUAGAUCUUUGAAGACCUGAACAAAAUCCACACUGGGCUGGUAGGAGACUGUGGAUUUUAUUAAAUGCUCUGAAGCUGACCUGUCUAUUAUGAAGAAACAAAGGAUUCCAAAAAGUUCCCUCUGAAAUCAUGGCGUUGAAGGCAAUUUGUGCCCAUUAAUGUCAGCCUUUCCCCUCAGUUAUUACUCCUUUGUUCUGUUUUCCUUUGCACUGGGCACUUUGUGUGCAUGUAGUGUGUGUUCUUACAAAUGGCUGCAGUAUGAAGAUAAAUGAGAUUGGGUGCUGGAACACUCUGGCAGAAGAUCGGAAAUCAAUCCCUGACUUGCUUUUUAAAUGAACAUGGCCCACCAGAGGACCAUUCCCUUACUGCUUUCCCAGUUAAUGUGCUGUGGCAGGUUACUGGUGAAAUGCUUCCAAUGCUUCCUCUGUGAUCUGUUCCUGCCCUUUUACAAAUGAAAACAAAACCUUUGGGCCCUGUGGGCUCCCUGAGGUGGCAGAAAAAGAAAUCACAGGACACGGGGCCCGCACCGUGUUGGUUGUUCUCUGCUGAGGGAUGUUUUAUGUGAUUUUUAUUUUAUGUGUUGUUAACCUGGCCAUUAAGCUGCAUCUCUGGAAUGGGCAAGGCCAAAACUAUCAGCUGCAUCUGAAAAAGAAACUCCAGCUGUCAGCUUUUGCUGAAAUACUGGUGUGGUUUCAGAGCUGCUGCUUCUGAGAGCUGUAGGGUCUUCAGUUUCCAGAGUGUUUAGGCACCAAAAAGAGUUCUGCUUUGCCUUGAAGCUUUUGACAGUCCAAGCGAGGUUUGUCGUGCUCGUUACUGCAGCACCUCAGACAGCCUGGCCUGCCAGCCAAAGUUAAUUCUACAGCAGAAGGAGAAGGAAAAAGACUUUUAGGAACUGACUCUGUUUUCUUUAAACCUGUUACUUUCUCAUCACCAGCUCGACACUGUGUUGGAAAGAGCUUUGAAAAUGGGGGUUGUCAUUUGUAACUCUCCCUGAGUCCCUUGUGCUGCUCUCCUGGGCAGUGCAGGCAGGUCAGUCGUGUCCUGUCCCACUCUGUGGGGUGCACAGGAGCCUGGGAAUCCUUGCUGUGCCACUGAGAGGCUCCAGCUUCAUUUUUAACUGAGGCCAGCUUUAAUAAAACACUCUCAGAGAUAAAUCUGACACUGCUCAAUGAGAAUAGAAACUUUUCUUUCUUACCUCUAUAUUUUAACUCCAUGGGCUGAUUCCACCUGAGUUCGAACCAGAAUUGUUCCAUCAGCUGUGGAAAGACUCAGAUUGAGGGAAGGAUCUCCUGGACAAUGUGAUACAGGCACAACUGAAUAAGGAAUAUCUGCAGCUCUGUGCACUGUUUUAUUUUGAAGACCAUUUUCCCCUUUGUGGCGAUUCUCUUGGUUUUGCUCUUUGGUUGUUGGAAUGUUGUAAAACCUAUACCUGUCUUUUGAGCUGGCUCAGAAGGGCUCAGUGAAUGUGCUCAGUCUGCUCUGGUCAUUUGUGUUUAUUAUUUUCUUGUUCUCAUCUCCACCCCUCACAACUUUUAUGUGGUGUUUUACUACUGGAAACAAUAAAGCUUUUGCUCAGUAACAA
This is a messenger RNA of Cyanistes caeruleus (blue tit), 2922 nucleotides long. The record is from RefSeq and is a predicted model, not a curated record. Lineage: Eukaryota; Metazoa; Chordata; Aves; Passeriformes; Paridae.